AAUAAAGAUUCAAGGUAUAUACUGUUUGUUGCUUUUGUUACUUGUAGUUAGAUGUGCUAUAACACUUGGCAUACAUGUUCAUAUCAAGAAAAAUCAUGGAUAACCUAAGAAGAUGUAGGAUGCUACAAAUCCAGUCUCAGACCUAAGAAGACAUCUUUUUCGACCAUGAUAAUUUUUUAGGCAUUCAUGAAAAAUUUCUUGUUACUUCAAUAAGCUGGGGUUUGACAUAAAAGUAUAUUGUUAUGAUCCUUUUGAGCAAGGAAUGUUCAGGUGCUUGACCACCUACUGAAGCACAGAAAAUGCAUGAGAUAAGAAAACCGAGGAAGGUAUUAUGGUGGGUCAUCUUGGUUCUUUGAUUCUACUCUAGUGUGCAAGUUUGUGGUUAUCAUAAAUGAUGCAAGAGUUCUUCGUUCCAUCUCCACAGCUGCCAAACUUCUUUGCAACCUUGUUGACGAAGAAAGACGGUCAAUGACACGCCCGCUGACCAAUAGCGAAUGGAGUUGUUCCACAUGUAACGCCACGCCCUUUUCGGUUUUCUCUGCCCUCUCGGCUUCCUCUCUUCCGUGCAAGCAUUGCAUUAGAAGACGUUGACGGCUGGUCUGCUCGGACGGACUCCCCUCUUACGCCUGCCUCCGCGACGACCAGGUUCUCCAUCUCUCUCCUCCUCAGAUCCGAAAGGUUCAGAGCCUAUCGAUCUAUCGGCUAAAGAACAGAAGGAAAUCGACGAGAGAAAGAAACGAAGGUAGAGAGAUGCCCAAUUGGGAGCUCAAGCACUGCUGCGACCACGAGCAGUCCGUCUUCAUCGUCACCAUUGCCGUCUUCACCGUCGUCAUCCUCGCCUUGUGGAGGACAGUGCUGCUGACACCUUUCAAGCUCAUCACGGUGUUUCUCCAUGAGACGAGCCAUGCUCUCGCCUGCAAACUAACAUGCGGUGAUGUUGAAGGCAUACAGGUACAUGCAAAUGAGGGUGGAGUCACACAAACUCGUGGUGGGAUCUAUUGGAUCAUUUUGCCAGCUGGAUAUCUUGGCUCAUCAUUCUGGGGAAUGGUUUUCAUUCUUGCAUCUACUAAUCUUCUCACAACGAGAAUUGCUGCUGGUUGCUUCCUGCUUGCAUUGCUUGUUGUACUAUUUGUUGCCAAAAAUUGGUUGCUUCGUGGACUUUGUAUAGGCUUUAUCAUAUUUCUUGCAAUUGUUUGGCUUCUGCAAGAAACUACCAAGGUUCGCAUUCUUCGCUUCGUCAUUCUGUUUAUAGGUGUCAUGAACAGCUUAUUUUCUGUCUAUGAUAUCUAUGAUGAUUUAAUUUCUCGAAGAGUUCACUCGAGUGAUGCCGAGAAAUUUGCUGAAAUUUGUCCUUGCCCUUGUAAUGGUGUUGCAUGGGGAGUUAUUUGGGGUCUAAUAUCAUUUACAUUCCUUUGUGGAUCCAUUUACCUUGGUCUUGUUAUUCUCUCUUAAGGUCUCAUGCGUAUGCCUCGAUCCGGAUAUGCUCAGAUUGGAUUGAAUGUGCUAUUCUUGGCAGAUUGCCAUUAAAUUGAAUAGUGCCAGAUUCAUUUGACUUUCAUCAUUUCUGGGUUAUCAUUUGAGACUUGGGUUUCUCUUGACAAUACUGAUGUUUCCUGUAAUCUGCAUAGCAAAUCAUUCUUUGCAACUUGUGCCACCACUCUAAUUUAUUGCUUCAUUUGACACUAACACUUGGUAAUGUUCAUGUCUCCUAUCA
Messenger RNA from Musa acuminata AAA Group (dessert banana), 1714 nucleotides. RefSeq lists its product as uncharacterized. The transcript has 11 exons. The record is from RefSeq and is a predicted model, not a curated record. Lineage: Eukaryota; Viridiplantae; Streptophyta; Magnoliopsida; Zingiberales; Musaceae. Bases 751 to 1452 code for a protein of 233 amino acids.